Molecule: messenger RNA, 1239 nt
Organism: Penicillium canariense
Lineage: Eukaryota; Fungi; Ascomycota; Eurotiomycetes; Eurotiales; Aspergillaceae
Product: C-3 sterol dehydrogenase/C-4 decarboxylase
Exons: 2
Coding region: 1-1239 (412 amino acids)
Biological process (GO): steroid biosynthetic process
Molecular function (GO): 3-beta-hydroxy-Delta5-steroid dehydrogenase (NAD+) activity
Source: RefSeq, a predicted model, not a curated record
AUGUCUGCAAAACGGCGCAAUCUGGAAUUGGGGAACGUGCUGGUUGUGGGUGGCUGCGGCUUCCUUGGGUGGCAUAUCGUCGAUCACCUGCUGAACUUCCCCUCGGAGACGGAUCCUAGCAGCGCGCUGCCGAAGCCUCAGGGCGAUGCGCGCUUCGAGUACCCGACCCUGGGCUCGCGGUACCCCGACUACAAGGCUACGGUUUCAGUCGUAGACCUGCGCACGACGCACAACCGCCUCCCUGGUGCGAACUACUAUGAUGGCGACAUUACCUCUGUCGAGUCGAUGAUGAAGGUGUUCAGUGCGGUCAAGCCUGAUCUCGUGAUUCACACUGCGACCCCCUCUGUCCUUGAUGGCAACAAGAAGCUGCUGCACAAGGUGAAUGUUGAGGGAACUCGCACGCUGCUGGAGGUUGCUGGCGGCGAGCAUGGCGAUUGGGGUGGCAAGUGCAAGGCGUUCGUCUACACUAGCUCCAGCUCGGUGGUGCACGAUACGCAAAGUGAUCUGAAGAAUGUCAACGAGGAGUGGCCCCUGAUCCGUGGUCGUCUGCAGAAGGAGUACUACUCCGAGACCAAGGCCGAUGCCGAAGAGAUUGUUCUUAAGUACAACCGCCAGUCGCCCACAAACAUGGUGACCUGCGCCAUUCGGCCUGCAGGUAUCUACGGCGAGAAGGACACAACGGUGACAUACAAGAUCCUAGAGCACGGCUCUCAAGCCUCGCCGACAGUCCUGAAGAUGCAGCUCGGCGACAACGACAACCUGUUCGACUUCACCUACGUCGGCAACAUCGCCUACGCACACAUGCUGGCCGGCCACCGGCUACUGGCGACCUACGACCGCUACGAGUCCGGCCAGGGCGGGCCCCUGGAGCACGAGCGUGUGGACGGCGAGGCGUUCAACAUCACCAACGACUCUCCCAUCUACUUCUGGGACGUGACCCGCGCCAUGUGGGCGCUGAUCGACCGGAUCGUCGAGCCGCAUCAGGUCUGGGCCCUCCCGGAGGGCGUGCUGGAGAUCGUGGGCGGGCUGGCCGAGAGCGUGAUGGGGCUGUUCGGCAAGACACCGCGGCUGACACGUCGUGUCGUGCGGUACUCCUGCAUGACCCGCUACUUCUCCAUAGAAAAGGCGAAAUACCGGCUCGCGUAUCUGCCCAUCGUUCCUGUGGACGAGGGUGUUGCCCGUGCUGUGGGUUAUGUGGUUGAGUCGCAGCGCCAGACGGAGGAGAAGAAGGCGCUGUAA